Messenger RNA from Ochlerotatus camptorhynchus, 5542 nucleotides. RefSeq names its product guanylate cyclase 32E. NCBI's taxonomy places the organism in Eukaryota, Metazoa, Arthropoda, Insecta, Diptera, Culicidae. Gene Ontology annotation, molecular function: guanylate cyclase activity; adenylate cyclase activity; ATP binding. Gene Ontology annotation, cellular component: plasma membrane. The record is from RefSeq and is a predicted model, not a curated record. Gene Ontology annotation, biological process: intracellular signal transduction; protein phosphorylation; cGMP biosynthetic process. The coding region runs from base 1549 to 5325 and encodes 1258 amino acids. The transcript has 15 exons.
UGAUCUUUUUUUUUUCCUGCGCAAGACAGAGGUGCAACUGAUAUUAUUGUGGUUGAUCAAGACUUUGUGAUCUACGUGUGGUUGUUUAAGUUGUAAGCGAAUACGAUUACAUGGUAGCUUAUGUUGGGUGUUGCAGAAAGAAGUACCACAAGGAAAAAUAAGUGUUAUUUACUUUCACCUGGUGUGUUUUCGAACUUGGUGGUAGUGACACUGAGCAGCGUUAUUUUUGUUCAAUUGCUUUUGUCAGAUAAAAACGUUGCAUGGGCAGGGCAUUUCGUAAAUUUCGUAGUCGUGGUUUCCUCGCGACGAUCAUAUUGGCGUAAUUCACGCAUGCACGCAAGGAGGGUUCAACGUUCUCACGAGUGAUUUUCGUGAAUCUGUUUGAAAGGAAAAUGGGAAAGAGAGGAAUAAUGUGAAAAAAGUGAUGAUUUAUUUAUAAAACAAGAAGAUUGAACCGCAGUUUCGCGAGAGCUAGAACUUGGUUGUUUUGCUGUUGUAGGCUGGUUAUUCAAUGCUGUACGCGACGCGGUGUUCUAGUUUUACAUUUUUAGUUUUCAUCUUAUACUGUGUUCAUGCAGCUGUGUGAGAAUUGCGUGCGGGUUUUCGCCUUUUCCUUUCAUUGAGAAACGAAAAUAACCUUGAGUGCAAAGUGAACGAGAUUUUCAAGUUGAGACUGGACAUUUCUGCUAGUUUUCCUAGCCGUCGUCGUAAGCCGUGUGUCUCGUACCGAGUGACAACGGUGUGUAACAACCUGCAUGUAUCCGUGUUAUGGCUGGUUUCUGUGUUUCUACUUAUGGUACCAGUAAGCUAAAUAAUCGAACAACGACUGGGAAGUGUCGCGGUUCUCAUUGAGACACGAUCCAACAACAUGUGUUGCGAAUAAAUAUUUACAUCCGAUCACGGUGGGAUUUCCUCGACACCCAAGCUGGGCCCAGUAAACAUUUUGGCUGCCAGAUUUACGACCGUUGUUGCUGCGUGUAUGGACAGAGAAAACAGAUUGAACCGAUCAUCCGGUGACGUCUGCUAAGGUGUUUCACUUAUCGAUCUGGUUUGUUGAGUCAACAGGCCGUAAGUCAGCGCAUUGAGCUGGAAUUGAUACAGUUCAACUGGCCUGGAGGCCAUCGCAGUGUUGUUGUUGUUGUACGCAUGUGUAUGUUGGCAGUGCAAUGAGUGUCGCGAAAUUAAUUAAAGUUAUAUCAAAUCGAAUAAAAUUAAUUACGUGCGAAGAAAAAUGUUUCAUGGAAAUUGUGCCAGCAGCAACAGGUGCAACAGAGUCGAUAUCAAUUAAAGCCACAUUAAAUCGCAGCGUGGCUGGUUGAAGAGAGUGCAGGGAAUAAAACGGAUGUGAAUACUGUUUGAUUCUGGUGGCAAAAAGAGGCCGCGGAUAUGAAAUACACGAAAAAUGUGUGGUUGCUUUAAAAUGUUAAAACGAGUGCAUGGUUCUGGUGGUGAAUGUGUUCGUAGUAAAAUUUGUCUAGUGGCAUUGCUUUGGAAGAUUAAACCUCGCCGUGGUUGGCUGUGUGAUAAGACGUAAUAAUUGAGAAUAGCAUGAAGCUGGAAAGCACUGCGUCGAUAGCAGCUGAGGAAGCUAGUGAUGAAGCAGAAGAGUGGAAUCCGAAGCAGUACUAUCGUGCGACCGGCAGCGACACUUGGCGACACUGCAGUAAUCAUAAGUGUAAACGAUAUCAUGCUCCCGGUGCUAGGUGUGAAUUGAUGUUUGUGGCAAUUGUUGUGAUAAUUUUAACCAGUUUCACCGUGAUGAUUGGCGGCGAUGUAUUUACUGUUGGGUACCUCACCGGAUCACAGCGGCGGUCAGGAGACCGAGAGUACGCGAGACCUGGAUUGCAGAUAUCGGGCGCAAUAACGCUGGCAAUGGAGGAGGUAAACGAUAUUUACUUUAGUCGGCAUGGUCACAAGCUGGAAUUUGACGUGGCUGAGACGUAUGGUGAAGAGGUAACUAGUAUAAGGAAAACUGCAGAUCUCUGGACAAAAGAUGUGAUAGGCUACAUAGGGCCACAGGAAACGUGUGUUCACGAGGGCAGAAUGGCGGCUGCCUUCAACUUACCAAUGAUUUCUUAUUUUUGUACGCACAACGAAACAUCAAAUAAAAAGCAUUUUCCCACGUUUGCUAGAACGAGGCCACCUGAUCUACAGAUAUCGAAAUCAGUUGUAUCGCUUCUGAUUGCUUACAACUGGACUCAGGUAACUUUCUUCUACCGUUCAUCAGAUAACGCCGAGUACGAUGCGGUGGCGGAAACACUCAAAACAACCCUCAAGACCAAUGGCAUCCGAAUCAGGUCGACACGCACCUGGAGUACCAUCUAUCAUCAUGGCUAUUCACCCAAUCCUUUCGACCGGCUUGUCGAAGAAACAUUCAUUGACACUAGAAUUUAUGUGGUGCUAGGUCAUCACGACGAGCACAUUGGUCUGUUGGUGAGCCUAAAGCGCAAAGGGUUAUUGACCGCCGGCGAAUACUUUGUCGUCGGAGUUGACCUUGAACAAUAUGAUGCUGCAUUGCCAAAGAAGUACUUGCACGGAUUACUACAGACUGAACCGGACCAGGAUGCUGUGCCGGCCUUCCAACACUACCUCGGAGUCGUACCGUCGGCUCCUGUCAAGUUUGAAGAAUUUGCUGUUAAGGUUAACAAAUACCUGGAGCUCCCACCAUUCAACUACCGCAAUCCACUGGUAUACUUCGGAGGCGUUAAACAGAUUCGCGCCGAAGCAGCCUAUCUCUACGAUGCGGUUCAUUUGUAUGCUAAUGCGUUGCUUCGUGUCCUGCUAGGCGGCGGGAGUCCUAAAAACGGUACCGCAAUUAUCGAAGCCAUCAAGGGCCGAGCUUAUUUGAGCGCGAUGGGCUAUCUGAUACAUAUCGAUGAGAAUGGUGAUGCUACCGGGAAUUAUACUAUUUUAGCCAGAAAACCUAUGCCCUCUGCUUCAUCGGAGAGAGAAUAUGGACUGUUUCCAAUCGGACGCUUUAGUACGCCGAACGCCUAUGCUAUUCCGGACAUCAAGCUUUUCGGUGCCAUCGAUUGGGUGGGAUAUGGGCCGCCCAUUGCCGAGCCCUACUGUGGCUUUCAAGGCGAGAAGUGUAUAAGUUACACUGGUGAGAUUUCGGCUGGCAUAGCCGGCGGUGCUCUGCUACUGUUAGGGGUCGUCUCGCUCGUGCUUUAUCGAAACUGGCGCUACGAACAGGAGUUGGAUAGCCUGCUGUGGAAGGUGGACUUUAAAGACAUUCAAAUGCACGAAAACGAAAAGGAAAAUAGCGGACAAAAAAUGACGAGGACCACUCAUCCACUGGUACGCACCAGUCAGGUUAGCUUGAGCUCGAAUCCGGAUACGGACUUUCGUUAUACGACGAUCUUUACGCCGAUUGGAUUGUACAAGGGGCAGCUGUAUGCUAUCAAAAAGGUUCGUAAGAAGAGCAUCGACAUUACCCGGGAGAUGAAGAAGGAACUCAAGAUGCUACGGGAUAUGCGUCACGAUAAUCUGAAUGCAUUCAUUGGUGCGUGCACGGAACCUCCGAACAUUUGCAUAAUCACCGAGUAUUGCACAAGGGGCAGCUUGAAGGACGUGCUGGAGAACGAGGAUGUGAAGUUGGACAACAUGUUCACGGCAUCUAUGGUGGCCGAUAUUCUUCGGGGGAUGAUCUACUUGCACGAUUCUCCAUUGCGAUUCCAUGGAUCACUGAGAACUUCAAACUGUUUGAUUGACUCAAGAUGGGUAGUGAAGCUAAGCGAUUUUGGAUUAUUCGGAUUCAAGCAAGGUGCCGAUGACAUACAGGACGGAAAGGAAAAGGCGGAGGUGAAUUGUCAAAAACUUUUAUACCGCGCACCGGAAUUGCUAAGAGCUGGACCGGUUUCGUGUGUUCCUGGGUCUCAGAAAGGAGAUGUCUAUUCAUUUGGUAUAGUCCUGUACGAGAUAUUCACCCGCAAAGGCCCAUUCGGAGAGAUCGAAUGUACCCCAGCGGAAUGUUUGAAGCGGAUUCUGCACCCCCUGGAUCCGAAUACACCUUUCCGACCGGCGAUUCAACCGUUGGAGACUUCAUUCGAUUGUGUUCGCGAAUGUUUAAAGGAGUGCUGGUUGGAAAAGCCGGAAGAGCGACCAGAUUUCAAAACUAUUAGAAAUAAGCUACGAGUUCUAAGAAAGGGCAUGAAACCUAACAUUUUCGAUAACAUGAUGGCAAUGAUGGAAAAAUAUGCUACCAAUCUUGAGCAGUUGGUGGAUGAACGAACGGAUCAGCUUCAGGAAGAGAAGAAAAAGACGGAAGCACUGCUACUGGAAAUGCUUCCGCGGCCCGUGGCAGAACAGUUGAAACGAGGGCAUAAAGUUGAGGCAGAGAGCUACGAUCUAGUCACGAUCUAUUUUAGUGAUAUUGUUGGUUUUACAUCGAUGUCGGCGGAGAGUACUCCGUUGCAAGUGGUAGAUUUCUUGAACGAUCUGUACACGUGCUUCGAUUCAAUUAUUGGGCACUAUGACGUGUACAAGGUGGAAACGAUUGGAGAUGCAUACAUGGUGGUAUCAGGUCUUCCAAUUCGGAACGGGUUAACUCAUGCGGCUGAAAUUGCUUCCAUGUCCCUUCAGCUGCUAGAUGCGGUAUCUGAGUUCAAAAUCCGUCACAGACCAAGCGAUCCGUUAUACUUGCGAAUCGGUAUCCACUCAGGGCCAGUGUGCGCUGGAGUAGUGGGUCUGAAAAUGCCUCGAUACUGCCUUUUCGGGGAUACGGUGAACACAGCAUCUCGAAUGGAGUCUACAGGUCUACAGCUGAAGAUUCACUGCAGCUUACAAACCAAAGAAAUCCUGGAUUCUCUCGGGGGAUAUCAUUUUGAGGAUCGAGGGCUUAUUCCUAUGAAGGGUAAGGGAGAUCAGCGAACAUUCUGGCUUGUUGGAGAGGAUCCCGAAGCAAGAACCAAACGAACGCAGGAGCGAACUGAGAGACGCGGCUCGCGUGCUUUGAACAAAUACAUCGGUAUGCUCAAACAACACAGCAAUACGAAUGGAGUGAGGAGUUCGCUCAAGAAUCGUGCACUUUUACCACGAAGCUCCCUGCCGCGCUCAUCUAGUCUAGAGUCACCAAAGCGUUUGAGAUUUGCCAGUGGGUCCAUGUUGGAACAACAUCGGUAUCAUCACUACAGUGAUGACGCCCUGAUGGAGGUUAUUUCCGAUAGUAGCACUCGGAAAUCCGACAACAGCUUGGCUGAAACCGAGGAUUUCACUUCUUCUUGCCCGUGUAUCGAUAAUCUAGGACUGAAUACCGAACGAUUCCUUACGCAAUCUUGCCCAACGGUAACGACUCCUCUGCUUACUAAUACAGUUGCUACUUAAAUAGUUGAUAACUAUUAGAAUAUUUACAUAAUAACGACCAAUGUCUUCAUGUUUGUGUAACGAAAUCAUUAUUUAUGAACUUUAUCUAGUCAUUACAGCUGUUAUAACAGUUAUAUGUUAAAGUCGAUGUGAUAAAUCAUUGCUGUUACUUAAAAUAAAAACAAAACAGAAACGACAUCAGGUUUCAUAAAUAAUGCGAAGUUUACUAAGAGUAGUG